UUCACUGUACGGCGUGGUUUGAAGACUACUAAAGCUGCACAAAUCUACAAACAAAGUUUGAAAAUUGCGCUAUUUUGAAGAGUAUUCACCAUGAGUGAAGCAAAUCAUCAUAACUCUGAAGAUACAAGGGAAGACAGCCCAGGAAGAGAUGGACAAGACCGUUCUAAAUCAAGGUCCAAAUCUGCUUCGAGGUCUCGAUCAAGGUCCAGAUCAUAUUCGUCCAAACAUUCAUCAAGAUCUCGAUCAAGAUCAAGGUCUAGAUACUCGAAAUCAUCAUCAAGAAGCCGCUCACGAUCAAGAUCCCGCAGUCGUGGACGACGUGAAAAAAGAAGAAAGUCUUAUUCCAGAUCACGAUCACCAAGCCCAUAUUACAAAAAUAGAAGACGAUCCAAAUCUCCCUUGUCAGAUAGAAAACGACACGUCGGAAACAGGGAAGAACCACAACCAUCAAGAUGUAUUGGUGUUUUUGGAUUGAGUUUAUACACAACUGAGAGGGAUUUAAGACCUAUUUUUGAAAAGUAUGGUCCAGUUGAAGAUAUCAACAUUGUUUACGACCACCAGACUGGACGCUCCAGAGGGUUUGGAUUUGUUUAUUAUGAAUAUUUGGAAGAUGCUGAAGUUGCUAAAGAGAGAACUUCAGGCAUUGAGCUUGAUGGACGACGCAUUAGAGUGGAUUUCUCUGUAACAAGACGAGCUCAUACACCAACUCCUGGCAUUUAUAUGGGCAAACCCUCACAGCAUCGUGAUUAUCGCCGUAGACGGGAUGACUACGAUGACCGUGGUGACCGAGGUGAUCGCAGUGACUACAGACGCGGUGGUGGUGGUGGUGGUGGUGGCGGCUAUGACCGGUAUGAACGUAGUUACCGAUCACGAUCUCGUUCAUAUUCGCCACGUCGUUACUGAGCAUGUUCCUGAGACAACUCAACAGUGUGAUCUUUUAAUGUUUAACCACUUUUACACUAUUAGACGUGUAGCUAAUGACGUCGGAAGAAAAUUAUCUUGGACUUUCUACAUCAUAAGAUGUUCUGAGAAAAUGUCUCUGUAAUAUUAUUAGUAGAAGAAACAACAGUUGAACGCAAAGCUAUACUUUGAUUAAAAGCUCAAAUUGUACGAAGAUAAUAAAGAAUGAAGAAUGGGUUGUUUCAAGAAAGAAGAUUCGGUCAAUAAUACUAGAGUUAGAAGAACGAAGACAGAAGCCUAAAAAAUAUGAAGUUCUGUUAUUUUUAUAAAAAUGAAGAAAAUGGAUUAUGAAGAUUUUGAGAUGCAAGCUCCACAAAAUGGGGUUUUUCGAAGAAAAAAGUAGGAAAAUUAUGAAGAUGAAGGUUUAGAAGAUAUGUGAUAGAGAAGAAAAGAGAUGAAGAGUGAAGAUGUGAAGAUUUACAUCAACAGAGGUAACCUCUGCUUUACUUGCGGAAUACUACCCACUACCCAUCAUUCUUGUACGGCAGUCAUACGUGAGCUAGUAACAAGUGAGAAAAAAUAGGAUUUUGAAAACUUAACAAUACUAAACCGAUAACAAAAUGUUCAAAACUUCAUAAAUGAGUUUUGAAUUGAUUUAAAAACUUUUGAAAUGGACACCUAGUUAACAAUGCAGUUUUUAUCCAAAAUAGUAAAAAACUGAAAAGGAAUCAUUCUAAAGAUCUAAAAUUUCCUUAAAUAUAAAUGUUAUGGAUCAUGACGGGUUUGUGCCUUAUUAUCGCCGGUGUAUCUUGUUUUCUAACAGCUCCUUUUCAUAUAAGACCCAAAAUCGUCUYGAUUCAGAUAUAAAUAACUUGAUUUGUUGAUAACUAAUGUUUUUGAAAGGGAACCUCGUAAAGAAAAGUGAUUAUAAAAGAAGUUACYGCAGGUAAGUACAAAGGUAAGUUAAGCAUUUGGACAUGACUAAACUUGGAAUCGUGUCAAAUAUCCGAAAAUAGAUGAAAUAUGGUUAACCAAUCAAGUGUAGCCACAAGUGAGCGCUGUCUUAAUUCAUAAUUUCGUGAAGGUAACUAUUCGCAGUUUGUCUACUGGCUGGUUUUAACUGACGUCACAAGCUGAGUUGGAAGUGCCUUGAGGCCUGUUUGUGAAGAAAAGCAGUCGAGAGAGAGUAUCACUAAUUGGAACAUCUUCAAAAACCUGGCUGUCACGUGACAGGUCCAACGUAGAAAAUAUCUUGUCGCCCCCAAAACCGAAAUUGUUGCAGAUGAUAAAAUUAUAUCAUUCUAUUAUUAGAAUCAUAGAACUUGAGAUAUAUGAGUCCAUAGUCUAUAUGCGAUGAUUUAAUCUCGAAAUAAUGAGUACUAAUUUUAUAACUGACAUGAGCCUCAACAGCUGCUUCAAAUCUUCGUAAACAACGGAUAAUAGUGAAGUCACUAAACCCGUGAAAAAGAUUUUACACCAUAAGACUACUCGAACUUAUAGCGUUUUAGAGGUUAUUGUUUCACGGUUUAGAUAACUCCAUGGCGUUCGUGGAUUUGCAGAGAUUACGUUUAUAACCUACUGUAAUUUAUCUUUGAUAUAAGCUGUGUUCACACGUAGCCGGAUAUUUUAUGUGCGUUUACACGAAAACGCUUGUCCUUUACAAAAACAUUUCAAAAGCAAUAAAGUAUUUCUUGAUUUAA
This is a messenger RNA of Exaiptasia diaphana, 2600 nucleotides long. RefSeq names its product transformer-2 protein homolog beta. Gene Ontology annotation, molecular function: RNA binding. The record is from RefSeq and is a predicted model, not a curated record. NCBI's taxonomy places the organism in Eukaryota, Metazoa, Cnidaria, Anthozoa, Actiniaria, Aiptasiidae. Gene Ontology annotation, cellular component: spliceosomal complex. Gene Ontology annotation, biological process: positive regulation of mRNA splicing, via spliceosome. The coding region runs from base 91 to 903 and encodes 270 amino acids. The transcript has 9 exons.